Molecule: messenger RNA, 738 nt
Organism: Guillardia theta CCMP2712
Lineage: Eukaryota; Cryptophyceae; Pyrenomonadales; Geminigeraceae
Exons: 4
Coding region: 205-720 (171 amino acids)
Source: RefSeq, a predicted model, not a curated record
CUUCAUCCUCCCUUCUCAGCGCUCGCUCGCUCUCCGCCUCCUCCUCUUCCUCCCCCACACCCUUCCACACGUCAGGCUCGCUCUCUCCCUCCUCUCCUCGUCCUUCUCCCCACCUCCUGGCGAUUUGUUGACCGCAACUCGGCGUUGUCCCUGGCUGUAGCUGUUGUUUCCACCGGUCCUCCCUCCCGUUCACCGCAGCCUCCAAUGCAGGCGGCGUUCUUUCUCCUCGCAGCACUCGCCUCGACGAGUGCUGUCAUGGCACUCAAGUCGUCGGAAAGUCUUUCCUCAAUCCAGAAUGCCUUGCAAUACUCUCAGGGCAUGGCCUACGUCGAGCGCACUGCUUUCGUUGGAGGGCAACUCGGCAGAGUGUCGUCGCUGAACGCAGGAGCGGCUGUCUCAGCUCCUUCAGCUCCUCUCCGCGUCUCCUUCUGUCCUGUGGCGAUGGAAGGCGGCAAGAACUGCAUGCGGAUGUACCCCCCGAGCCUCCGCGUCACAAGGUGGGGUGGAGCUCAGCGCAGCCGCCAAGUCGUCCUCCAUGCUGGCAACCCCGAGCAGGAGCCGACUCCCGUCGAGGCUGAGGUCGUCAACGACGAGGUCUUCGACCCCCUCGGUCUGGGAGGAGGAGCAGGAGCCAGCGGCGAUUUCGAUGCGAACCUUGCUCAGAGGAAUCUGUGGGAGGCCGUGAAGGUCGAGACACUGAGAAGAUUGCCUUUGCCGUGAGCAAGGGAGCCGACAUCA